AUGCUUGGGAAAAAUGUAAUGCCCAAUGCUGUAACCUUAGCAUCCAUUCCCCCGGCUUGUAAUCCUGUGGUAAGUAUAGAUUUAGGAAAGCAGCUCCAUGGAGUCUCCAUUUGGCUAUUGUUAGGCACAAAUAUCUUUGUCAGCACCUCCCUUGUCGACAUGUACUCUAAAUCAGGCGCAAUCAAUUAUGCUGAAAGUAAAAACUCUGCUACCUACACAACAAUGAUAUUGGGUUAUGGCCAACAUGGGAUGGGCGAGAGAGCUCUCUCCAUGUUUCAUUCAAUGCAGAAGUCUGGGUUUGAACCUGAUGCCAUUACUUUUAUUGCUAUCUUGUCAGCUUGCAGUCAUUCAGGGUUGGUUGAUGAAGCUUAUGAGUUUGUUAAACAAUUGGGUGAAGCUGGCAAUGUGUUGGAAAUUUGGGGAUCACUUCUUGGGGCUUGCAGACUCCAUGGGCACGUUGAAUUGGGAGAAGUCGUUGCAAAGAAGUUGCUUGAAAUGGAGAAAGCAGCCGAAGUAGAGUGGGUUUGUGCAAUAAUAGGUUUGAAAAAUGAACUAAACUCAAUUCAG
This is a messenger RNA of Dovyalis caffra, 567 nucleotides long. The record is from the annotation of a GenBank genome assembly. NCBI's taxonomy places the organism in Eukaryota, Viridiplantae, Streptophyta, Magnoliopsida, Malpighiales, Salicaceae.